This is a messenger RNA of Zonotrichia leucophrys gambelii, 855 nucleotides long. RefSeq names its product isocitrate dehydrogenase [NAD] subunit gamma, mitochondrial-like. NCBI's taxonomy places the organism in Eukaryota, Metazoa, Chordata, Aves, Passeriformes, Passerellidae. Gene Ontology annotation, cellular component: mitochondrion. The transcript is spliced from 9 exons. The record is from RefSeq and is a predicted model, not a curated record. The coding region runs from base 76 to 855 and encodes 259 amino acids. Gene Ontology annotation, biological process: tricarboxylic acid cycle; isocitrate metabolic process.
CGAGCUUAUCGCCCUAUCUCCUCGCGUGGGCGGUGACGAGAUCUCGCGAGAACUCGUGGCGCCGGCGGGAGCAUCAUGGCGGCGGCGUUGACGGCGGCGCGGCGGAGGGUGAUGCGGGCGGCGCUGCGGCCGCGCGCGGUGUGGAUUCCUCAGGCCGGGAUUUCCCACGCUGUGGAUCAGCUCCACCUCCCCUCCCAACGCAGCAUCCCCCCCCCAGCCAAGUACGGGGGCCGGCACACGGUGACGCUGAUCCCGGGCGAUGGCAUCGGCCCCGAGCUCAUGCUGCACGUCAAGGAGGUGUUCAGGCACGCCUGCGUCCCCGUGGAUUUCGAGGAGGUUCGGGUGAACUCGGAGGCGCCCGAGGACGACGUGCAGAACGCGAUCACGGCCAUCCGGCGCAACGGCGUCGCGCUCAAGGGGAACAUCGAGACCAACCACAACCUCCCCCCCAGCCACAAAUCCCGCAACAACCUCAUCAGGACCAGCCUGGAUCUCUACGCCAACGUCAUUCACUGCCAGAGCCUGCCCGGGGUGGAGACGCGGCACCGGGACAUCGACAUCCUGAUCGUCAGGGAGAACACCGAGGGGGAGUACAGCUCCCUGGAGCACGAGAGCGUGGCGGGCGUGGUCGAGAGCCUCAAGAUCAUCACCGCCGGCCGCUCGCGCCGCAUCGCCCACUACGCCUUCGGGCUGGCCCGCGCGGCCGCGCGCCGCUGCGUCACCGCCGUGCACAAGGCCAACAUCAUGAAAUUGGGGGACGGGCUGUUCCUGCAGUGCUGUGAGGAAGUGGCGGCCGAGUACCCCGAGAUCACCUUCCGCAGCAUGAUCGUGGACAACACCACCAUGCAGGUGUGA